UGCAUACGCUUCUUCUUUACCCAUUAAACGACGCCACAAGCACCGCAUAGAAGUCGUCAAGACUCGGGGAAGCCAUAUGUUCUCUCAGCAGGAAGUAUAAAGAGCACAGAGAGAUCCUCUCGUUUCCUUACUUUUGUUUGCUUUGAACAAAGCCUUUUUAUCAAUUCUACGGUUCCGAUUUCUUGUUUCAAUUGCUUAAUCGGACCGAUGAAGGACUCCUUUCAAGCUAUGUUCAAGUUCUGGCACUUAUGUUUCAACUAUGUCCGACUGUAGGGGUUCUCAGGAGCAGCAAGCUCAGCCACAUCCACAAGAUGCUCCUUCACAAUCUUGGUACCCUCCAUCUGUAGCGAGCUCCCCUAAUUCCUCUCGCCCUGUAACACCAAGUAGUAGCUACGGUUUGCAACGACCUACAGAUCGACCACAGUCUCCUUCACAUGUGUCACCUUCUGAAGCAGCUGGAGUUAUUGCCCUUUUGAAGGAUAAAAGUGUUGAUGAGCUUCGGAGGCUGUUGUCAGACAAGGAUGCAUACCAUCAAUUUUUACUUUCACUUGAUCAGGUUAAAAUUCAAAAUAAUAUAAGGGAUGAACUUCGCAAAGAAACUCUACAGCUGGCUAGGGAGAAUUUGGACAAGGAGCCACAAAUAAUGGAGCUAAGGAACCAGUGCAGAAUAAUACGGACUACUGAGUUGGCUGCUGCCCAUGAGAAAUUAAAUGAACUGGACAAACAGAAAGAAGAGAUUUUGAGGUCCUGCUCCCUUGUAUCCCUUCUCCAAAGGCUUCAAGAAGGAAUGAAUAAGACAGAAGAGGAAUCUGAAACCCUACACAGACAACUUCUUGACAGGGAGAUAGAACUAGCAGCUUUUAUUCAGAAAUACAAAAAACUCCGCACAACCUACCACAGACGAGCACUUAUCCAUCUUGCAGCAAAAACAUCAGCUGGCUGACCAAGAAUUUGAAUGGAAUUCGUGAAAUGCUUAGAAAAGAUGUUGCUUGCUUGUGUAUUUAAUAUUCUUGGAAGACAAUGCACUUUUGACAAUGUUUAUAUAUCAUAUGAUCAUAUUUGUGUCA
Molecule: messenger RNA, 1067 nt
Organism: Hevea brasiliensis (rubber tree)
Lineage: Eukaryota; Viridiplantae; Streptophyta; Magnoliopsida; Malpighiales; Euphorbiaceae
Product: vacuolar protein-sorting-associated protein 37 homolog 1
Exons: 7
Coding region: 260-943 (227 amino acids)
Biological process (GO): protein targeting to vacuole; protein targeting to membrane; ubiquitin-dependent protein catabolic process via the multivesicular body sorting pathway
Cellular component (GO): ESCRT I complex
Source: RefSeq, a predicted model, not a curated record